CGCGGGGGAGAGGAGCACCCCCACCGCAAACGGCUGCAUGAAUAAUACGUGUCCCCGCCCCAACGGAUCGCCGCUGCUCAGGCAUAGAGAGGCAGUCUUCCAGAGAGCAGAGUGGUCCCGCACCACAGCUCACAACUUCCGUCUCUAGCGCCGAGUGGAAGAGAAGCCUCCCAGGAGAGCCAUAGAGAGGCCACUGCUCGGCGAGAGCGGCACAGGAAGUAGCUUGAGCAUGCGUGUCUCUAGGCAACAGUAGUCAACACAGCGUCCGGCGCCCAGGGCGGUGGUAAGAGGGGGGACUUAGGGCGCCUGGCCUAGCCGUUCCUCCGUGAUGGGGCAGCCCGCGGCGCGGUGUGCGCCUCGGCUUCAGCAGUGCGGGCGCGGGAAUGAGGUGCUAAAUGGCUGAACUGCAGUUGGCUUUGUUUCCACCUGUGGAUUCUGUGGUGGCAGCUCCCAAGCUUCCAGUGACAGGAAGAUACGAUUCCAAAGUCCCAGUCCACCAAUCCCAGCUGGAACACUUGAAGAGCACUUUUCAUCACAAACUCCUACAUGACAAAGAAGAAAGUUUAAAGGAUCUCUACACCCCAAAAACCAGAAGCUAUUCCUAUUCUCUUUCUGCAGAAAGCAGUCGAGACAGCUCCAAACAGGGAGGCUGCUGUUUAGCUGGACUCCAGAGCAAAUACCUUACCAGCCAGGCCAAGACUCUGCCCUCUAAAUCAGUAGCCAGACGGAGGGAAGGAGUGGACCGUUCAUAUCCCCUGAAACCAAUCUUUCACCGCAAGGCUAGAAGUGUUCCAGCGGUCAACGCAGCACAGCUUAGAAGUCCCCCAUACAUGGAGGAGUCUCUAAGUAGUUGGUCUAGCUCAAAGAGCAAAGGGAAGCCUCCAGCAGGGAAGUCUCAACUAGCUGCAGUGCUGUCUCCUUGGACAGUAGAACCGAAACAGCCAGCCUCCCCUCUCUACAGAAGAGAGCUGGCCUACAUCCUAAGGCUGGAGGCAGAUGGACAGAAUCUGGAAGAGGAAAUCCGAAAAAAAGAGGCCCUCCUCAGAGAGAAGCUGAGGAGAACAAAGGAGGAGCUUAGGAGGAUUCAAAGAGAGAAAGAGCUAGUGGAGGCAGAGGAGAGAAGAGCCAGAGAAGCAGAGAAGACCCCUGAGCGAAAGGCCACAAGGCACUCUGAAGAGAACGUUUUCAGAAUUGCAGUCAGGCCUGGUGAUGGGGACUUUGAUAGGGUGCAGUCUCCAGAGGUCACUAGGCCCAAGCUGGGCACCACCCUCCAUCCCCAAGAGCUAGCUAUGGGGAAACUCAAGAAGGAACGUUUGGUGGCCAGCAAUAGCAAAAUACGAGACUGCAUACCCGUGGAGGAUUUAGCCUCUUGCUCAGAGCCAGUCUCAAAACAUAGCCAUUCUCCCUCUACCCUUUCAGAUCAAGAAUCUGGUGACCACCUAGCCACAGAGAUGUUGUACAUGCAGGCUGCCAGCGCUGUGGAGCAGGGGGAGCUAGGACAGUGCAGCUUCUGUGGACGUAAGUUUCUUUGCGCCAGGCUUGAGCAGCACACAAAUAUCUGCAGCAAGAGCCAAGGCUCUAAGAGGAAGGUGUUUGACUCAAGCAAGGCUAGAGCCAGGGGCACAGACCUGGAACAGUAUCGGCAGUGGAAGAGCUCAGAGAGCCCUCAGAAUGAGCCACUCAGAAAGAACAACUGGAGGCAGAAGCACGAGUCGUUCAUCCAGACUCUACGCCAGGCCCGCCAGGUGCAGCAAGUGCUCUCCAAGGGAGGAAAGGUGUCUGAGCUGCCUCCGCUGCCUCCUGUUGAGAACCCAGACUACAUUGCCUGUCCUUACUGCAGCCGACGAUUUGCACCCAAAGUGGCUGAGAGACAUAUUCCUAAAUGUAAAACUAUCAAGAAUAGGCCCCCACCCCCACCACAAAAGAGGUGCUGCUGAGGCAGUGCCCACCUGUACCUGCUACUGUGAUUCCCUGCCUGCUUUCUGCUAGGUUUCCAGUUGCACCUUGUGCUUUCCCCUACUGGCUGUGAGGGUUGAGCUAGUAUGUACAGCAAGUGAACAGCUCAGGAAAUAGAAGCACACUAUUAAAAUGUGUGUACUUUGACCUGGGCCUGAUAGUUCCUGAGCACAUGUGAGGGGGUUGUGCCAUUUGGGAUGCCCCUCUGAGGGUCCUCUUCCCCAUCUGGUGUUCUCAACAAGAAGACUUAGUGCAGGUGGAAGGGUGUUACCAUACAGUGUCCUAAGCAGGGAAGAAAAGUUGUUGCUACAGGCUGUCAAUAGGAUAGCAGCAAAGAACAAACUAGCCAUCAGAAAGGGGUUGGUCUUCAGAAUCAUAUUUUGCUUUUAGUUUAGAGAGGUUUGGUUUUUCUCCCUACUUAACAAUGAUGGUGUCUGGUGUGAAAUUAACUGUUCUCCCUCUUGCUCAUGAGUUUCUGAAGGCUCAGGGUUUUUUUCUACCACAAAAGUAAAGAGUAUUGCUGUGCUGAGGAGCUGAAAUUUGCAUCUGUGUGUGAGAGGCACAGCUGGGCUGGAGAAUGCAUCUGCCUUUGGUUUAUUCUGUUGCUCUGUGGAUGCUAAUGUUGACACCUGAGCAUGCUAACAGUGACACUGAUUGUGCCUGCAAUAGCAUUUUUAUUAUAACUACCUACAAGAGACUGAGAUGUGAGGGGGUCCCUUUUUUUUUUGCCAUAGGAAGGAUUCUGCAUUCUUAAAAACUAUUUAGCAAUUUAGAUAAGACAUUUGGAGAAGCCAUACGAUGAGGGGGGAGCUAUGUAAGUAGUCAAAUUAGAAAGCAGCACUCAGACUGCUGUGUUUUUUCCCUCAUCAGUAACUCUGCUAGACUGCAGAAUCCAGAGCUGCUUUUCAGUCAUUUUUCAUGUUGGCCUGUUUGUUGUAGCACUGUUAAGUUGAAUAAUGAAGGCUGAUAGGUUUAGUCCAUACUUGUUCUACAUCAGCCCAAGAGUUUUAGAUGCUUUUCUGGAAGCCCAGUGACAAUCCUGAAGCUCAGCGACAUACUACCUUUCAGAAAUUCAGUAUCUUUUGAAGUGGAAGUCUGAUGACAUUGCUUGAAGUAGGAAAGAAGAACUGGGAGGAAUAUUAUUAACUGCUUGCUCAACACAAGAAUCUCAGGAGCAGAAAUUCAGGGGUUGAAAAGCUAGCAGUAGCAGGCACUUACUGUUUUGAGAAUUUUUAUGCCAAUUCAUGCAUGUACAACAGCAGACACUCAGAACUGGCCAGGCCCUUGCAGCAAUGGAACAAUCAUCCCAAAGUGAUUACUUACCACAUACAAUAACUGCGACUCAGAGUCGGGAAAGGGCGGAAGAAGAAAUAUUUCAAGUUAAAGAAUAAUACCAUGCAUGAUCAAAAACAGGUCAUGAAUAAACUUUAACUGUAAAUAAGGUUUCUAACCAGGAGAGGAGGUCAUGGAAAAAAACCUUCCAAAUAGAUUAGCGAGGGCAAGGAAUCUAUGUUGUUUCAAGAUGGGCUUUGAGAAGAUCAGGGAAGGAAGCAUAUUGCCAAAGUUAGAAACUGGUGCGAUACAGAGCAUCAUAAUAUCUCCAGGCUUGUAAUCCUUAUCAACACUUGUUGUAUAAAGCGCAAAUGACAGAUGAGUAGUAGUUCUGUGCUUCACUUUCAGGAGCUGAGAUGGAAUCUCCUUUCCCACUACCACCUACUCUUGAUUCCUAACUUGGCUUCUGACUCUUUUUUUUUUUUUUUUUUAACUUUCAUCUGAAGCUAAGAAUUGCUACAGCUUUAAAAAAAAAAAAAAAAAAAAAGUAACCAGACAGUACACUUAGGAACUUCACAUCUGAAAACUUCUCAGCUGUUUUGCUCAUGUGUUCAGGGUUAAAAUCAAAAAUUAGAUUUAAUAUCAAAAAAAUUGAGUUUUUCCUCUAGGCUAGGUUGGUAAGGACCUCUAAAACACAAGGCUUACAUGCUUCCUUCAGUCACCUGGUUAUUUUCAUCUUUUGUGCUGCAAUGGUAGGGAAUUAUGACAAAAAUAAUGCCCUUUCUCUUGCUUUCUUCCUGAGAUGCAGAGUAGUUCUUGGUGAUUUUGGCCUUAUGCUAGAAGUAUGAGUUUGUCAUGCACUGUUAAAAUAUCUUUUUGGAGGUCAGGGGGUAGAUGUGGAUAGAUACUUUUAGGGAAGCAUCUGUUUGUAGUUGAUGACAGUUGCUGAUGCACAUGUUUCUAGGUCAAUUUAUUUCAAGAUUCUGAUUUUUAAGAUAUUAUUAGACUAGCUCUGUUGUGUAAAAAGCCCUAUUAAAUGGUCACAGUGUUUUUUGUUCUCAGAGUGGGGUUGACUACGAGUAUGAGAAAUCUGCAACAGGAAGCAAACAAGGAACAAAAAAAUUCCAGCAGCUCCUUUUGCAAGCCCUUCAGUAAGGCAGCCCCAGUUCAUGGGAAUCUAGAAGAAGAUAAAAAGGGACUAGAUUGAACUGGCUUAGUUGGAAGCUGGAUAUGAGGAAACACUCCAGCCUGCAAUGGGUGGAACAGAUUCCUGAAAAAAGUUGGAGUGCUUCUGCCUACAGAUAUGUGGGCAGAAGUCCCAAUACCUUGGCACACCCUGGAAAAAUAUGAAGGUCUCAGAAGGGGUCAGUGCUGAACUGGUCUGGCUGAGUAUGUGUAAGAGUGUACAAACCUAGAGAGGAGAGAAAACCAGGCCCAGAACAAUGGAAAAGAAUUUGGUAUAUCCAAAUGGAUCAGAGAAGCAAGAGCAGUACUUUAACUUCAGAGCUUAUUAAUAAACAAUAGCAAGAGGCGACAGGAGAAGAGGAAGGAAAGGGGUAGACUGAAAGCUUUAUGCCAGUCUCCUAUGAAUUAAUGAAAGGUGUAAUUGAAUUAAAUGAAGAAUAGUUAACUACCCCUGCCUGUCAUGUAAUAUGAACUUAUUAACACAUUUUUCCUUGCACUAUAUUUUAUUGACCACAUUUAGUGGAUCUUAAAAGUCAGCAGGGUACAAAUGGUGGCUGUGGUAGAUACACACAUGCAUGCAUGCUUUUGGUACUAGAAAAAAAAAAAUCUAUCUGCUGGGGACGUCUCUUAAGUGACAGAUAGGAAAAAGUGGCUAAUACUGUGAUAGAAGUUGUAGAUUAAAUAGAAUUUGUUGAAAUUA
Molecule: messenger RNA, 5113 nt
Organism: Dromaius novaehollandiae (emu)
Lineage: Eukaryota; Metazoa; Chordata; Aves; Casuariiformes; Dromaiidae
Gene: ZC2HC1C
Product: zinc finger C2HC-type containing 1C
Exons: 3
Coding region: 396-1937 (513 amino acids)
Source: RefSeq, a predicted model, not a curated record